This is a messenger RNA of Paramecium tetraurelia, 1620 nucleotides long. RefSeq lists its product as uncharacterized. Gene Ontology annotation, biological process: autophagosome organization; peptidyl-serine phosphorylation; protein autophosphorylation. The record is from RefSeq and is a predicted model, not a curated record. NCBI's taxonomy places the organism in Eukaryota, Ciliophora, Oligohymenophorea, Peniculida, Parameciidae. Gene Ontology annotation, cellular component: autophagosome; cytoplasm. The transcript has 5 exons. Gene Ontology annotation, molecular function: ATP binding; protein serine/threonine kinase activity.
AUGAGCGCAAAGGUUGUUGAAAAUUAUUCCCUUCUUGAAGUCAUUGGUUCAGGUCAAUACGGUAAGGUGUAUAAGGCAGUGAACAUAAAAAAUAAUAGUUUAGUCGCAGUGAAAGUGGUCAAGAUAGAAAAAUUUAAAGAGGUGCCAAAAUUGGAGGAAUUCACAAUGAAUGAAAUCCAAACCUUGGCCAGAAUUAACAAUCCAUAUGUUGUCAAAUUUAUAGAAAUGCUUAAGAGUUCUCGAAAUUACUAUUUUGUUUACGAGUACUGUAACGGUUAAACUCUUGAGGCUGUGAUUUAAGAGCAAGGGGUUCAAACUGAAAAGGAGGCUCUCUAUUACUUCAGAUAAUUGGUUUAAGCAUUCCAAUCCUUAAUUUAAGACAACAUUAUGCACAGAGAUUUGAAACCAAGCAACAUUAUGCUACAUAAUGGACAGGUUAAGUUGGGAGAUUUUGGGUUUUGCAAAGCCUUGAAUUCUCCUCAAGAUUUAUCUUCAACUAUGGUGGGCUCUCCAAUCUAUAUGGCUCCAGAAAUAUUGAAGGGACAGGAAUAUUCAAUCAAGGCUGAUAUUUGGUCUUUGGGGUGUGUUUUGUAUGAAUUAUUAUAUGGAAUUUGUCCAUUUGAGGAGAAAACUAUGGCCUAAUUAAUGUUGGCUGUUGAGGAGAGGGAAAUUCAAUUCUUAGAUAAUGUUAACGUAGUAUCAUCAACAACUAAAGAUUUGUUAUAAAAGAUGCUCACAAAAGAUCCCACCAAAAGAAUUAAUUGGAAAGAAUUGUUUGAGAGGGAACUGACUUAUGCAGAGAGAACUAAAAAUAACGAAUAACAUGCCAAUUAGAUACAAUAGGAGUUAACCUUGAAUUCACAAAGGAAUAAGGAAUCAAAGGCUUUUAAGUACUUAUUGAUGGAGAGAAACAAAAUAUUUUAUCUGUACAAAGUUGUCGAGGAAGUCUUAGAGUUAAGCAAAGAAGAAAGAGAAGAAAGUCGAGAAUCUUAGAGUGUAUAUUGUGGUUACAUGAUUAUGAAAUAUAUCUGUUAUUUGAUAGAGAUGAUCAGAAUGAACUUGGUUGAUAAAUUCAAUGUUUCAGCUUUUCCUCAUCUUGUUAAGAAAUAGGAAUUGUAAAAUGAUAUUACAAAGACCUUUGAGUAUAAAAGCUUUUGCACUCUCAUCUAGAAGGAAGUAGAAACAGCUAGAAAGAUGUUUAAACAUUUUUAAGAUGAAGCAGACAAAUUUUAUAAGUCAUAAAAUAAUGGAUAACACAUUUAUUAGGGAACUGAGUUUGCUCAUUUCGAAACUGAACUUUAAAGGGAAUUGUCAUCAUCUGAAAUCUCAAUUACAUUUAUGAAAAAAAUUGUAUUAAAAUAUUGUGAAGAUUUAAAAAGUCAGUAUUUACAACAGUUUUUAGAUAAGAAUCCUCAAUUGGGUAGCAAGUAGUUGUUGCAUAUUGAAAAAACUUUAGAAUCUUUAAUUUUAGAUGAAUUUUUUGAAAAUUGCAUGGACAUCCAACAGAUCGAUUUGGAACAACAAAAUUAUUUUUCAAUCCUUAAUAAAUAUUCAAAAGCAGAUUUAUUACAAGUAAUCACCAACAAGAUGGACUACAUUAGACAUAAAUUAUAUAAAUGA